UGAAAAAUAGUCUCAUGGAUAUCAGGUGUCAAGGUAACUCAGGGAAAUGUAUACACCGCCCCUUUCUUCUACCGCUUUCCCACCGCAAGCUCUUCGAGGAAACAUCAACGUUGGACACCAAACGACAUUGGGUCAAAUUCUCGCUAGCAGCUCAAUUUUUAUAUCGGGUUCCCGAACAUCUUGGGCUCAAGUGAGCGCCAGGUUAAGGCCGACUCUACACCGAAUCGUAGAUGGUACUGCAACUGCAGGCCAAGCCAUCAACUUCGCGAUGUUUUCGUUGUUUCCGCCGACGUUUAAGAACCGGGAGAACGGCAUGCGCGUAGAUACUGCUAAGAUGGGUAUUCCUAAUAUCGAAUGGCGUUUCGGUAAACAGUGAGAUGCGCAGGCUCUUCAAGACCUGGGCCCACCCUUUUUCAGAUUUCCUAGUGGUAACAAUCUCGUGAGAUUCGCUGGUCUGUACAACAAUAUCUCUACUGACUCACGUAUGAGGAGGUUUGGAUUACGAUGCUAUCA
Messenger RNA from Desarmillaria tabescens, 513 nucleotides. RefSeq lists its product as uncharacterized. Bases 47 to 376 code for a protein of 109 amino acids. The record is from RefSeq and is a predicted model, not a curated record. The transcript has a single exon. NCBI's taxonomy places the organism in Eukaryota, Fungi, Basidiomycota, Agaricomycetes, Agaricales, Physalacriaceae.